GAGGCAUACUUUGCUAAAGUAGUAGAUGCGUUGAUGACAGAUGAAAGCGAGCUGACAAAGCCUAAGUUCUACACAACCAUGAAGCUACCGACGGAAGGUACGGAACCUGCACCCAUGGUAGGUAAGCCACCCUCUCUUGAUCCUCGUUCAAAGUCCCAGAUGCAUGUUUUAGGUGUAAAUUUAAAGACAAUUGUCUAA
Sphaeroforma arctica JP610 is the source of this 198-nucleotide messenger RNA. RefSeq lists its product as hypothetical. The record is from RefSeq and is a predicted model, not a curated record. The annotation marks the transcript as partial. Lineage: Eukaryota; Ichthyosporea; Ichthyophonida. The transcript has a single exon.